Lacerta agilis (Sand lizard) is the source of this 2207-nucleotide messenger RNA. RefSeq names its product DEK proto-oncogene (gene DEK). Gene Ontology annotation, cellular component: nucleus. The record is from RefSeq and is a predicted model, not a curated record. NCBI's taxonomy places the organism in Eukaryota, Metazoa, Chordata, Lepidosauria, Squamata, Lacertidae. Gene Ontology annotation, molecular function: DNA binding; histone binding. Gene Ontology annotation, biological process: chromatin organization; regulation of double-strand break repair. Bases 104 to 1201 code for a protein of 365 amino acids. The transcript has 10 exons.
CUCUCUCUUUUUUAAGAAAAACCGCCGCUGUCCGCCAUCGCUGCUGCUGGCACUUUCUCAGAAGUGCCCCGAGGUGUCCCUGUCGCGACAAGAAGAAUCAACCAUGUCAUCUGUAACUGAAAAAGAUGGUUCACUGUCUGCUGAACAAACAGAAGAAAGGCAACCAGAAACUGAGGACAAAGUUGAAGAUAGUGAGGAAGAUGAGGAAGAGGAGGAAAAAGAAAAGAGUCUCAUUGUUGAAGGAAAAAGAGAGAAGAAAAAAGUAGAAAGAUUGACCAUGCAAGUUUCUUCAUUACAGAAAGAACCUUUUACAAUUACACCAGGAAAGGGACAAAAACUUUGUGAAAUUGAAAGAAUACAGUACUUUUUAAGCAAGAAAAAAACAGAUGAACUUCGAAAUCUUCACAAACUUCUAUACAACAGACCAGGCACAGUUGCUUCAUUAAAGAAGAAUGUGGGCCAGUUCAGUGGCUUUCCAUUUGAAAAAGGAAGUGACCAAUAUAAGAAAAAGGAAGAGAUGUUGAAAAAGUACAGAAAUGCAAUGCUGAAAAGUAUAUGUGAAGUACUUGAUUUGGAAAGAUCAGGAGUUAAUAGUGAACUGGUAGCCAGAAUCCUAAACUUCUUAAUGCAUCCAAAACCUUCAGGCAAGCCAUUGCCAAAAUCCAAGAAAACACCUAACAAAAGUGGGAAAAAGGAACGCAGUAGCUCUGGAACAGCACGGAAAGGCAAGCGCACUAAAUGUCCUGAGAUCCUGUCAGAUGAAUCCAGUAGUGAGGAAGAUGAAAAGAAAGAGAAAGAAGAAUCAUCUGAAGAAGAUAAAGAAAGUGAAGAGGAGCCACCUAAAAAGUCAUCCAAAAAAGAAAAACCCAAGCAAAAGACAGCUGUGAAAAGCAAAAAGGGCACAAAGAAUGCUUACGUCAAGAAAGCAGAUAGCAGCACAACCAAGAAGAAUCAGAACAAUUCCAAAAAAGAAAGUGAAUCAGAGGAUAGUUCGGAUGAUGAGCCUUUAAUUAAAAAGUUGAAAAAGCCACCUACAGAUGAAGAGCUGAAAGAAACAGUGAAGAAACUCCUGGCCAAUGCAAACCUAGAGGAAGUUACAAUGAAACAAAUUUGCAAAGAGGUGUAUGAAAGCUAUCCCAGUUAUGACUUGUCUGACAGAAAAGUCUUCAUCAAAAAGACUGUGAAAGAGGUAAAUACUUGAUCAGUGAAAUAUCAUUUGAUGAUCCAAAUAUUAAAAGCUCCUCUUUAAAUUUGGAAAUGUUGGGUAUCUAGGAAGAUCUCAGUUCCUGAAAUUUCACCCAAAUUUUACUCAUUUAUUGUGCUUAGUUUCAACUCAGUAAAGUUAAAGUAACUUUAAUAUAGUCCCCCUUAUCUAACAUUUCACAGUGUACCCUUAAAGGCCUGUAGUCCAUCCUUAACCGUAUUUACUUGGAAGUAAGUCCCAUCAAUUCCCCUGGAACUUCCUUCCAAGCAAGCUGUUAGAAUGGCAGCCCUAGCAAUGUAUUUGUGGGAAGCGGGAUUUACAAAGUAGGUUAAAAAUUAAAAGUACACAAACUCUUCUCUUUUUAGCUCAUUUCAUGAUCUAAUGGGAAGAAAACGAAUGCUGCAGACUUGUUCCCGUGGAUUUAAAUAUUUUACAAACACCAGCAAAACCUUUCUUUUUUAAUUUUUGUUUUGUUUUGCCCUUUUGGGUGGGCAUAACAUAGUAUUUAGUCAGGGAUGAUUCUACUGGCUUAAUAUGUUCUGAGUGUUAAUGGAAAUUACUUUAACUUUUAAAAAUUGCAUUUAAUGCAGUUCUUAGGUUUUUGCAUGGCCAUCAAUGUUCCCUGCUUUUACCUUGUACAUCAUGGAAUUUCUUUGUACAAGCAGAUUUAAUAUAGCUAUUGUAGGUUUUAGUGCAUUGUAAUGUAGAGAAUUUUUUAAACCAUCAGUUGAUACAAAAACUGUUGUAUCUGUACGUACACAUGCUAAGACUGUCAAAUACUGCAGUAUUGGGCAUUACUUUUAAUUUGAAUACAUACCAUUCUCUUAGUCAGGAAGAAGUCACAUGUCCUGAUCAUGAAUGCUCUAAAUUAUAUUAUACUAUCUUGCAUGUGUAAGAUAUCUGAGAAUUGUGAAGAGCAUAGUAACUUGCAAAUUGUUAUUUUUGUACUUUUAAAAGCGUUCUGUUUGUAUAUAUAUGCUUAAAAACAGGUUGUUGGGUUUUU